Molecule: messenger RNA, 6509 nt
Organism: Porites evermanni
Lineage: Eukaryota; Metazoa; Cnidaria; Anthozoa; Scleractinia; Poritidae
Source: the annotation of a GenBank genome assembly
AUGGAUAUAAAGACCUUGUUAUAUAAUCUUCACGAAGAAGUAUCCUGUCCUGUGUGCAUGUGCAUGUUUACUACACCAAAGCAGUUGCCUUGCUUGCACAGUUUCUGCCUACACUGUCUGAAUGGGAUUCAAAGAACAAGCGGCGUCCAUGGUAAAAUUACAUGUCCUGAGUGCAGGAAACAGUUUGACAUCCCUAGAAGUGGAAAUCCCAGCGAAUUUCCCACAAACUUUCGCAUUAACAGAUUGCUGGAUGUUUUGGCGAUCAAAGAGUGCAACACUGCCGGCGUGAAAUGUGGAAACUGCGACAAGCGAAGCGCCGAGACCUUGUAUUGCUUUCAGUGUUGUUCUUUCUGGUGUGCAGAGUGUAUUUCAGCUCACAACAUCAUCCGAGCAAACAAACAACACAAGACUCUUGCCUUGAAAGACUUCCAAGAUCAAGAUAUUGAGGCGGUGUUAAAGCGACCUGCCUUUUGCCAGACGAAGAACCACGAAAACAAAGAGUUGGAAUUCUUUUGCAGGGUAUGUCAAGUCGCCAUUUGUAACGCUUGUGCUGUUACAGAACAUGAAGGACAUGCGAAGGUGAUUCUGGAAACAGCAGCAAAUGAGAAGAAACUACAAAUCGUGUUUCGCAUUAAAUCACUGAAAGAUAGAGAACAAGAAAAGAGAAGUCAAGUUGAAAAAAUCGAGCAAGACAGUAUUGAAGUUCAAGUGCAAGUGGCUGACGUGAAAGGCAAGGUACAGAGUAGCGCCGAACAAUUAAUUGCGAUCAUCGAAGCGAAGAAACAGGAUAUUUUUAAUGCGGUUGACAAACAAGCACACGACUCCCUCAAAGGACUCACAUUAAAAAAAGACCAAAUUGUAGAUGAGUUGAAAAAGAUUCAAUCUGCAAUCAAACGAACCGAGACUUUGUUGGAACAAAGCUCAAGUGCUGAAAUUUUAGGAUUUAGUAAAACAUAUGAUACAUUCCUUCCAGAACAUGGCGUAAAAGUUAACUAUGACUCUAAGAGCAUCCCUCGUUUUAGCUAUAUUGACAAUGUAGAGCUUAUUAAGCUAAUGAAGGCUAAAGGUAUAGGUAAUGUUAAAACUGUUUUCAAUGAAACUAAAGCGCAACCGGCUCGAGCAAAGUGUUUCAGGCCUUUGCUGUCUUUUGGAGAGUUUGGUGAGUCUGUUGGAAAGCUUAACGCUCCCUGGGGGGUGGCAGUGAAUGAUCGUGAUGAAAUAGCAGUUGCUGAGCAUAAUAACAACAGAGUGUCAGUUUUCAGUAGUGAUGGUACCCAUUUAAGAUCAUUUGGUAGUAAAGGUAGUGAUAAUGGUGAAUUAAUUUAUCCUCGAGGAAUCGCUUUUGAUAAACAUGGCAAUAUUAUCGUAGCAGACGAAGGUAACCACAGGAUUCAAGUAUUCAGUGGGAAUGGUAAAUUUCUUAGUAAGUUUGGUAAAAAGGGAAAUCUUGAUCACCAGCUUAAGUCUCCUCAUGGUUUGUCAAUAAGUAGACACGGUGAUAUUAUUGUUGUUGAUCGUGAUAAUAAACGUAUCAAGAUAUUUUCUUCUAGUGGAGAAUUCUUACUUAAAUUUGGCGGUGAAGGUUCACUCGUUGAUCCCUGGCACUGUAUCCAACAGGGAGAAUAUUUUAUUGUUUCAGACUUUGAAGAUCAGUGCAUCAAACUGUUCGACCUUGAGGGUAACUUUGCAUUUAAAUUCGGAGUGGUGGGGAAGAGGGAUGGAGAGUUCAAUCAGCCUGCCUUCUUGUCAGUUAACAAAGAAGGUUUGCUAAUGGUUUGUGAUUACAAAAGCAAUAGUGUUCAGAUGUUUGACCUGAGCGGGAAGUUUGUUACAAAGUUUGGAAUUAGAGGUAGCAGGGCAGGAGAGUUCAAGCUUCCAGUUGCUACAGCAAUUCUUGGUGAUGGAAGACUGGUUGUGUCUGACUGUGGCAAUGACCGAAUCCAAGUGUUUGAUCAGAUAUGAUCGUACUAGUCUCGAACUAUUGCAUUUUGUCUCAAUUUCUUCGUAGCGUUAUGGAGGAGAUUGAUAACAAACUGCGGUUAAGGAUCGACAUUUUGAUAUCUGUGCUUUUGGUUAUAGUCUGUUUUAUCAGAAUAUAGUGCUUUUUUUAUCAGAAUGUAAGUUUGAGAUAGAGUGUUUUCAAUGAUUGACAAGUCGACAAUAUAUUACUGUACAGUCCUUUUUUAUUAUUGUAAGUGUAGAUCUUACUCUUAGUUUGCUAAUCAUAUAUACGAUUGUUGAGGCUGUUAUACGUAUUUUUGAAUAUUUUAUUACUAGUAGUAACAGCAGUUAUAAUUUUCUUUUCGGUAUUUUAUGUGCAAAUAUACUUCCGCCCUUGUCUCGGAGGUGCAGCUGGAAAGUUAGAAUGUUAAAUGAUCCGUUAUAAACCUGUAUGCUGAGACUAAAUAAGAAAAUAAAAAUGGGAUUUUUCCUGUAACGUUUAAUGAAUUUUGAAAAAGGCGGGGUUGGGGGGGGGGGGGGGGGGUCAGUAGAUCAAAGGCAAUUUCCGGUUUUUGAACAUACAAAAAUCGAUGAAUCCUCUCACCGCAACCGUAUCUUUUCAAAACUACUCUCCAGAGUGAUGUAAGAGCCCCAUAAACACAGGUCUGGGUUAAAAAAUAUGCGGUUUCAAAACAGUCCCGAUUGGUGUAGAGAGAUCAUAAAACCUCAGGAGGAGGGGGCUGAGUUCUUAGUGCUUUCUUUCUCAUUCCUACGCCAUUUGUCGCGGGCGUUCGUUGGCGUUGGGAAGUGGCGUGGUGGAUGAGGGUUGGGGUUUAAAUUGUAAGUCAGCUGAAAUGGGCAAAUGCCUCCUCCUAAAUCCUCUGCUCGUUUUCGCUUGCGAAAGUCUACUAGCUCUUUAUGCUUCAUACUUGACGCUAUUUAGUGUUUGUAAAAGAUUUAAUGGUCAUCAUGGGCUUCCAUUUGAACUCUAAGAAAUCAUUCACCAUUCAUUCUGAGUGAAUGCGUUUUCUGAAGGCGAGGCGGGUCUGGCCCGCGUCGCCUUAUCUAGACCAUUAGUACAGAAGGUUUAGAUUGUCUGCGCGCGAUGCAGGCUAAUGCGGGUCACGAAAGGACUAGAAUUCGCUCGGGUUAUCGCGUAAGUCACAAGAGACCGGGAGGAGUGCGGGGUGAGACAUGCGAAAACAUCUGAACACCUGCUCGAAAAGGAUGUUUCAUUUCUUUCCCCUCCUCUCGCCCGAUUAAGGUGGCCCGAACCUGUUUAUAUGCGUGUUGGUUAUGUUUUUGAUUUGUGUUUUUCAGAAUGAAAGAUUCAAACGAUUUUUAUGAUUUUUGGCAUCCUUAAUAAACAAUAAUGGAACUUUAAGAAAAUGUGAUAUAUUUUCUUGUAGGUAUAAAAACCUUUGAGAUAUCGGCAUAUAUUUAAAACCGCAUUCUUACGAAAAAUGUAGAUAACUUCGAAAUCCCACAACAGAUUUUUCCCUAGCUUUAGAAAAUAAGCCUCAGAGCUCUCUAGUUUUACAUCUGCAAGUCUGAAGGCAAUCGCGACCGUAGGACUCGCUGCACAAAAUCCUGGUCAAAUUUAACCUUAAAAUUCUACGCUAACACAUUUGUGAAAGAUGACGCACAAAUAGAGGACGACUGCCGACAGACUACCUCCUAUCUGAAAGGAUAUUCCUAGCUAAAGCUUUAUUGCAAGAAACAGAGUAAUCAGAAACUUACGGCGAAUACAGUUGGCACUUUAAGAAGAACAAUUUUAAGUUGAGUGGGCGGGGAUAUUAAAGAACUUCUAUUCAUCAAAUUUACUUUGUAUUUGUCCCCCUCUUUUGGAAGCAAAUCUUAACAAAGCAAAAUAUAGCUUCUACGAAAAACUGUCAAGAGUUUUUAGCGUCGCAGGUUCCUGUUUUGAAGAGAAAUAAGGCCACCAACUCCAGUACUUCUAACUAUCCAUUUUUCAGCUGCAAUGAAAACCCUCGUAUUUGGUAAUUUAUUCACGCUUUCAAGACUUGCCAUUGGCAGUGGUGCCGCGAGAGAGGACGACGCGCGCGAGGGAAAAGCGCGCCUGGCCCAAUGGCCUACAGUAAUCGCGUUUCCCACAAUUAGUGCGUAACAUAUUGGUUAGCUUACUUGGCAGGCGCAAAAAGCUUAAAGGGUAAGAGAGGAAGAGAAAAAUAACGAAAGGGAAAAGAGAGAGCGGCGAGUUUUCUUGUCUUUAAUCCCUUGUCCUUUUUCCCCUUGCUCCUCUCCGAUCCUCUCCUGACGCCUUUCAGCAAGGACGAAGGCUAGAUACACACUAGUUUGUGGUUUCUCGGUCGGGUGACUGGCUGUCCAUUCUGAUUUCGGAAAUAUUUCAGGGGUACAUGGUUUUCAUAGUUUGUCAAUAAUUUUGAACAUACCUUCUUAAUUCUUGCCAGUUAGGGUGUUUUCAGGUCAGGUUAUUAUGUAUUAUUAUAUCAGACUGAUUAUGUGAUGUGUUGUAACCCCAGGUUUGUCCACAAAAUAUCACUUUAAAAAAGCUCGCUCCUUUCACUGUAAAUAUUAUUUGUUGGUCAUGUUUAUCUGAGCAGAUUAACGAAUUCCUAGAAAUCCAGAAUUAAAUCAUUCUCAAAAGUCAGGAAAAUGUCAAAACAUUUCAAGGAGCUGUUUGUGAUUGGUUAACUAACAUGAUGUGAUGAGGUCGCAAGACUCGAUUUCGCCGGUCACCCUUUACGGUCUGCGAGCCAUUUUUCUGUUAAUGACAAUUCAUCAUGGAUAUCAAGACCUUGUUAUAUAAUCUUCACGAAGAAGUAUCCUGUCCUGUGUGCAUGUGCAUGUUUACUACACCAAAGCAGUUACCUUGUUUGCACAGUUUCUGCCUACACUGUCUGAAUGGGAUUCAAAGAACAAGCGGCGUCCAUGGUAAAAUUACAUGUCCUGAGUGCAGGAAACAGUUUGUCAUCCCUGGAAGUGGAAAUCCCAGCGAAUUUCCCACAAACUUUCGCAUUAACAGAUUGCUGGAUGUUUUGGCGAUCAAAGAGUGCAACACCGCCGGCGUGAAAUGUGGAAAUUGCGACAUACGAAGCGCCGAAACUUUGUAUUGCUUUCAAUGUUGUUCUUUCUGGUGUCAAGAAUGUAUUUCAGGUCACAACAUCAUCCGAGCAAACAAACAGCACAAGACACUUGCCUUGAAAGACUUCCAAGAUCAAGAUAUCGAGGCUGUGUUAAAGCGACCUGCCUUUUGCCAAACGAAGAACCACGUAAACAAAGAGUUGGAGUUCUUUUGCAAGGUGUGUCAAGUCGCUAUUUGUAACGCUUGUGCUGUUACAGAGCAUGAAGGACAUGCGAAGGUGAUUCUGGAAACAGAAGCAAAUGAGAAGAAACUACAAAUCGUUUCUCGCAUUAAAUCACUGAAAGAUAUAGAACAAGAAAAGAGAAAUCAAGUUGAGAAAAUCGAGCAAGACAGUAUUGAAGUUCAAGUGCAAGUGGCUGACGUGAAAAGCAAAAUACAGAACAGCGUGGAACAAAUAAUUGCCAUCAUCGAAGCGAAGAAGCAGGAUAUUUUAAAUGCAGCUGACAAAGAAGCAAACGACUGCCUCAAAGGACUCGCAUUGAAGAAAGACCAAAUUGAAGAUGAGCUUAUAAAGGUUCAAUCUGCAAUCAAAGGAACUGAGACUUUGUUGGAACAAAGCUCCAACGCUGAAAUUUUACGAUUGAGUACAACAUUUGUUACAAUCCUUCAAGAACAUGGCGUACAAGUUAACUUUGACUCUAGCAUUCCCCGUUUUAGCUAUAUUGACAAUGUAAAUCUUCUUAACAUGUUGAAGACUGAAGGUAUAGGUAAUGUUAAAACUGCUUUCAAUGAAACUAAAGCGCAACAAGCUCAAGCAAAGUGUUUCAGACCUGUGCUGUCUUUUGGAGAGGAAGGCAAGUCUGUUGGAAAGCUUCAAACUCCCUGGGGGGUGGCAGUGAAUGAUCGUGACGAAAUAGCAGUCACUGAUAACAGCAGAGUGUCAGUAUUCAGUAGUGAUGGUACCCACUUAAGAUCAUUUGGUAAGGCGGGUAGUAAUAAUGGUGAAUUUAACUGGCUUCGAGGGGUCGCGUUUGAUAAACAUGGCAAUAUUAUCGUGGCAGACUCUGGUAACCACAGGAUCCAAGUACUCAGUAGAAAGGGCAAGUUUCUUAGUAAGUUUGGUGAAAAGGGAAGUCAAGAUCACCAACUUAGAGGUCCUGAAGGUGUAUCAUUAACUAGUGACGGUGAUAUUAUUGUUGUUGAUCGUUUUAUUAAUGAAAUAUUAAUCAAGAUAUUUUCCCCUAAUGGAGAAUGCAUAUUUGAAUUUGGCAGUAAAGGUUCCUUGCUUGAUCCCUGGCACUGUAUCCAACAGGGAGAAUAUUAUAUAGUUUCAGACUUGGGUGAUCAUUGCAUCAAAAUGUUCGACCUUAAGGGUAACUUUAUAUUUAAAUUUGGAAUGAAGGGGAACAAGGAUGGAGAGUUCAAUAACCCUACCUUCUUGUCAGUUAACAAAGAAGGUUUGCUAAUGGUUUGUGAUAACGGCAACCAUAGAGUCCAGGUA